Venturia canescens is the source of this 7483-nucleotide messenger RNA. Its product is annotated as nephrin-like. The record is from RefSeq and is a predicted model, not a curated record. The transcript has 16 exons. Bases 2230 to 5424 code for a protein of 1064 amino acids. Gene Ontology annotation, molecular function: protein binding. Lineage: Eukaryota; Metazoa; Arthropoda; Insecta; Hymenoptera; Ichneumonidae.
GUGACUCGCUCUCUCUCCACGAGAAUAAUUCACGAUUCACCAUGUUAAAAUGACGAAAGAACAACGCGCAUGAAACAUAAAUUAGCAAGCUCGUUGCUUAUUACUCGCUUUUUUUCUAUCUUUACUUUUCUUUUUCCUUUCUCUCGUCCUUUCCGUGUCUCUUUCUCUUCUCCUCGGUCGUGAUGAGAGCCUCGUGAUGAGGCACAUGAUACGAGUGGCAUGAAACGCAUUGUUUUCGGCCAGUCGAGCCUACCGUGUAAUGAGACCUGUACAUGCUCCCUCCUUCCGAAAAAAAAAACAAAACAAAAAAAUAAAAACAAACAACUACUCGGUGUUCUCUGAUACAGUUCUCUCGGAACAUCGCGCACCAAGUGAAAUUAGCUCGCGUAUCAACAUCUGCAUUUAUUGUAUAUUCCGUAUGGCAACACUCGUCCGUGAAAGCUCGAAAGUCCGUUGGGCUUGGCUUUUCUGCUUUGUGUAUGUCUUCCUCGCUGUCAUACUUCCCGUACCAUUGGUCAACAACCAUAAUUACAGUAUGAUUUAUUCCUAAUUCAUUUUAAGGAUUUCCACCGUUUUAUCUACCAUUUUAGAGGCCGAAUAAAAUAUAAAGAAUGAGAUCUUCCCUUGUGCGCGAACUUUGAGUAGGUCGUUGACGGUUGAGAGCUCAGUAGAAUAUUAAAAUAAGAAUAGAAUUAAAAAAAAAAAAAAAAAAAAACACGCGCCUUUACAGUGAGGAUUUGAGUGAUGGAAAGCUGGGGGGGACAAAAAAAUAUGAUUCCGUUGAGAAACUUUGAGUGAUCGGGAAAGUCAGAGCUUUCGGCGGAACUCGUGUAAUUUAGUGUGUUUCGUGGAAUCAAGGAGGCGGGAGAGCAGGGAGUGUGGGUGCUCCGAAUCAAAGUCUUACGUUAGUCGGUGGUGAAAUUUCAGAGAUCGGCGAGAGAGCAGCGUCGCCGUCGCCGUCGCCGUCGCUGUCGCCGUCGUCGUCGUCAUCACUGUUGUCGUGGCCAAUCACCCACGGCUGUGCUGCGACGCGCCCCCAAGAGUCCCCGACGCCAAGAGCCACGAGACAGACAGACGGAUAGACCCUUGUCCGGGCUCUCGUUUUUUCCAUUUUUUUUGUCUCUCUUCCCCGCAACAGAGUGGUGCAAACAAGUGGAACUUGCCGAGUGAGUGACACAAGUUUUUGGGGUUGGGCUCCUUUCUCCGGGGAUUGCGGGCUGAUCCGGAGGCUCGUGGGGAGGGGGAGAGCAACUCUGUGCGCGAGGGGGCGCCGGAGCAACGACGAGGGCCGCGAAAAUAAUUCGGAAGAUCUCAUCCACCGGCGCAGGCAGUCCGGAGACUGCUGGUUUUGAAGCUGAGAGUUCCACCUCCGGGAAAGGGGCUGCCGGAGGGAGGAGGGCUCGCGGAAAACUCCUCCGCAAUUAAGCCCAACGCAAAGGAAGCCCGUGAGGGCCCGAGAGUGCUGACGGCUGCCGCCGGGAGCCUCGUCGAGUUGAAGCACGUGGCUAAGAGAGUCGACCGCGGUAAAAGAAGAAAGCGGGCGAGCUGCCGCAUCGGCUCGUUCGUGCGUGCCUCCCUCUACCUCCGCGUAUCCCUAUUCCCUGUGUCAGUGUUUUUCUCAUCGUCUUUUUAGUGUAUACCCCGGUCACACUGAGAUCCUCGUCUGAAACAACGCGGAACUACGAGAGUAACGGGGAGUGCGACGGACCUCAAGCAUGUAACACUUUUUUUCUCUCUAGAGAACUCCGCUUCUCGUACACACGAAGGCUCGCGAGCCCCCGCACACGCCGAGCAAGAACAAGAGCCACUCUUCUCCCUCCUGGCUAGCUUCGCUCUGCCGCUCAAAUUGGGAGAUGAGAGUCUGACCUCGAGUGGGCGUUACACCGUGGCCGAGAAAAGUGCGAAAAGGGGGGCGAAGACCCCUUUGUUUUUUACCAGCGUAUUCCACGACGGAGAGACUGAGACACGAGCUACUAAUUCACUGAGGAACUGCGAGAGUUUCCUCUCUCGCCCUUUCACCACGCUCGCCACCCCUUUCUAGUCAGGCCAGUGGAAAGCUUCGUCGAGUCAAGAGGCCCGGCGCCCUCGUUCCAAGUACUUUUCUCCACAUCCUCGUAUCGUCGUUAAGCCCCAUUGUCAACGCCUCAUCUUCGUUUUCUCGUGUUAUACAGACCCCCCGCGCCUCUGUCGAACGUGUAGAAACAAACAAACGAAAACUUGUACGGUGCAAUGUGUACGAACCGGAAGAACGCCGGGAUCGGCGCCUCCUUCAGCAAGACCGCGAAACUCGCCCUCCUCGACGGACCCCUGCUACCUCGCCGCAUCAUUCUCACACUUGCUCUCUGCUUCGGAACUUUCGUACAACGAAAUCAUGCGAUAAUCACCAACCAGGAGAUCGUGAGGAUGACGGAUGCCGACGCAGUCGCCGGGGGAAUCGCUCAAUUACCGUGUGACGUCGAGCCCCCCGUACCCGGGGAGAAACUUCAGCUCGUUAUUUGGUACAAGGAAGGAACUGAUACUCCUAUAUACAGCUUCGAUUCCCGAGAAACCGGAAGUCUCGAGCAGGGAAUGCACUGGCAGGAUCCGAACCUUAACGGACGUGGAUCCUUUUCGCACGCGGACAAACCAGCGAGCCUUCGGCUCGAAUCGGUGCGAGAAAGCGAUGCGGGUCUCUACCGUUGCCGAGUCGAUUUUCGACAAUCGCCAACGCGAAACAGCAAAGUUAAUCUGACCGUUAUAAUCCCUCCGGACCAGUUGAGCAUCCUGGACGAAGACGGAAGGUCCCACAUCCGCAACUACAUUCUCGGUCCUUACAGCGAAGGCUCCAGUCUGAACAUAACGUGCGUUGCAACUGGUGGUCGGCCUCAACCUCGUGUCACGUGGUGGCAGGAAAACGCUCUUCUCGACGACAGCUACGAUACCGUCGGCGUCAAAAGUGUUCGGAAUGUUCUUCGCCUUGAGAAACUAGAGAGGAAACAUCUUCACGCGGUUUUCACUUGUCAAGCUUCUAACAACAAUAUGGUUGCUCCAAUAUCGAGCUCGGUCUCCCUUAACAUGACACUAAAACCACUGUGGGUAAGAAUACUCGGAGAGAAUCGUGCGUUGAGCGCUGGAGCAACGUACGAGUUGAGUUGCGAGGUCGUCGGUGCGAGACCCGUUCCGGAGAUAAUCUGGACCAAGGGCAGCAUGCUUUUGCGGAACGCCAGGCAAACUUCGGAACAAGAUGGUAAUGUGACGACGAGUACAGUGACCUUUGUACCGAGCAUUGAGGACGCUGGAAAAUUCGUCACCUGUCGCGGUGGUGUAUCCGAGAUUCCUGGAUCCGCCCUCGAAGAUUCCUGGAAACUCGAUAUUCAUCAUCAACCAGUGGUAAGCCUCGAGCUUGGUAGCAAUCUGAACGCGAGUGCGAUUCGCGAGGGCAUGGACGUUUAUUUCGAGUGCAACAUUCGUUCGAAUCCUUGGGUGUACAAAGUCUUUUGGCAGCACAAUGGAAAUCCACUGUACAACAACGCGGCAACCGGAACGAUCGUAAGCAACCAAAGUCUUGUGUUGCAAAGCGUGUCGAGACAAAGUGCUGGUAGAUACACGUGCAUCGGGAGCAAUCAGGAAGGCGAUGGUCGAAGCAACGACCUCAAUCUUGACAUAAAAUAUGCGCCCGUCUGCCACCAAGGGCAGACACGGGUGUUUGGGGUCGCUCGUCAAGAACCGGUAACGAUACCCUGCGAGCUUGAGGCGAAUCCACCUCGGGUCUCCUUUACAUGGAAAUUUAACAACACAAUGGAAGCGGUGGACAUUGCCCAAGAACACAUUAGCACUGAGGGAACCCGAUCGAAGGCCGCUUACACUCCCAUGACCGAACUCGACUACGGUACUCUGCUCUGUUGGGGCACCAAUGAUCAGGGCACUCAAGUGGAACCAUGUGUUUAUCACAUAGUCCCAGCCGGACGUCCCGACACUCCCCAAAACUGUACGAUACUCAACCAAACAACAAACUCGUUGUACGUCGAGUGCACCGAGGGUUUCGAUGGAGGCCUCCCCCAAAGAUUUACCCUGGAGUUGGAAAUGGACGACAGUACCAACACCCUGGAGGCUCGUGGGCUCGUGCACAAUCGUACCAGCAAAGAGGCCUCGUUCGGGGUGCACGGUCUCACACCGGGUUCGACUUACCACGCCACAAUAUACGCGAGCAACGCGAAAGGACGUAGCGAAGCAGUGCGUCUGCGAGCGGCGACUCUCAAUCUUCCUGAGAGACGAACCGUAGGUGAGAGCAGGCUGGCGCAUCCACCCUCCCCGGAGAACUGCACCAUUAAGGAGGAGAGUCGAACGAGCGUGAGAGUCAGCUGUGCUGAGAGCGAAUAUCUUGACUCAAACUCGGCAACGUACGUCCUUCAAGUGUUUGAUGCUGGAACAAGGCAUCUUCUCGCCUCGGCGACGAGCCUAACCCCGAGCAUGCUCGAAGUAACCGAUCUACCACCCGAAAGAAGUCGUUCCGGCCUUGUUCUCUUUCUUCGUAUUAUGACCGCCCACGCCAUGAGCAACGCCACUGUACUCCAGAGUCAACGGUUCCUUCAGGAGCAGGGUAAGAGCCCUGAGCAUCGCAGAUAUCCAGCUCUGACUCCGGUGAUCCUGUCGUUAUCCGGACCCCUUCUCGGUGCGAUCGUUGCCGCAGCUGCUGGUCUCCUUCUCGUCGUGUUUGUCAUAGUACUUGCUGUACGACUGCGAUAUCGGCCGAGGAAUCGAGAGGACAAGGAUUCCCACGACGACGGUGGCAUGUCCGAUCUUGCUGCUCCCAUUGACAAAUCAGGAUCUUCGCUUCCACCGAGCUCCGCUAGUGCCGAGAGCUUCGACGAGAAAGAUCCUGACAUAAUACCACAUGCCAACGAAAACGCUUACACCGAACUGUCCAUGGGAACGUUGCCGCGAUACGUUCUCCAGCAAAAGCCCCAGGUGUCGCAACAACGACCGGAAACUACGUCCUUUGGUACCAGCGUGAAAAAUAUUGAAUUACAGCAACUGCAGCAAGGAGCCGAAUUGACGUACGCUGAGCUGACUCUCGGCUGCAACCGUCGCGUGCCUCCGAACUGUUACGAGCCCGUUCAAAUUUCGAGCGUCCAUCGUCCCCAAUUGCUGCCAAUGUCUACCCUGGGAAAAAGGAGACCAAAUCCAACAACGAUUCAUCAUCUUCGCCACGAGACACCAACCGUUUAUGCUCAAGUCGCCAAUUUACCGAGCAAAGCGAUUUACGUAACGCCCCCACCGCCUCAUCCUUAUCGCGGCAGCCACAGUAGCACGAAUACGGAUGAUGCCACGGCGGAGACUCCGCUCAUCGGAUGUGAUUAUAAGAUCCCGACGAUUGCCGAAUCGACGAGUACCUUGAGCUGGCGUACAGAGAACCCUGUAACUUCGACGACUUCGACAACAUGACUGUACGACGAGGAGGACGAGUCCGGCGCGUAAUGAAAGAAAAAAAAAAAAAAAACCAACAACAACGAGCCUGAGACAGCUUAUUUCCGAUUCUAUUUCUCGAUCGAUGCGAGACUCGACAAUGAAAGUAGACAAAAUGCUCAGUUUUCAUUCUUCCUUCCUAUAUUUAUUUUUCUUUAUUUCUUCCAAUAAUACCGUUUAUUUGCGAGCGAAAAAAAAAUAAAUUAACGAAAGAUUAAAAUAUGAAGACUAAGAUCCGUUUUAGGGUACAUUCGAGAUUAAACUCUACUCUGGAUAAUCCGUCCGAAAAUUGUUGAAAGCCUCUCCUCUUUCGAGCCGGAUCGAUCGAUAAAAUCCGUGUCAAUUGCCAUUUCACCCGAGACUCGAGGUUAAGAAAAAUGUUUCUGUAACCACGCACACACACACAUACACGCACACAGAGUUUUUGAUUUUUCAACGGUCGAGAAUACGCUCUCAAGAGAAUCGUUCGUCUCGCGUUCCAAUCCUUCCUCCUCGUUGUCCAUGUCGUAUUCAUUUGGAAGAGAUAGUCGGCGAAACUUCCAACGGAUAUCGACAUAAGCGCGUGCCAUUAUUACCACUAUUAUUAUUAUUCAUAUUAUUACCAUUAUUAUUAAUUAUAUGAAAAAUGACAGUUCGAGUACUUAUUCGUUGCCAGAGAAAAGAAAUAUACUUUUUACUAUGGUAUUUAUGAAAUGAAAGAGGAGAGAAAAUUGAAAAAAAAAGAAAAAAAUAGAAAAACUUUUACGAAUCGUUCGACACUAACUUGUUAUUUUGAGAAAAAAACAAAAAAAAUGAAGAACAAAAGGGGAAAAAGAGAAAGAGAGAGAGAGAGAGAGAGAGAGAGAGAGAGAGAGAGAGAGAAAGUGUAUAUCCGUUGAUCAGGGUUCUCAAUUGUGAAUUAGGCAAUUUGAAUAUAAUAUCCGUUCAUCCCGUGACUAUAAUUGAGACAAGUCCGCGCGCUCGCGUUGAUGAAGAAAAUAAACGCUGAAUAAACGUUAAAGUUAAUUAUUAAGAUAUACCACACCGGUCGCGACCCGAUGAUCCACCGGACGAGCCAUAAAGAUUCAGUAUUUUGUCAGAUAUUGAAAUUAUAUAUGAUACUAGUAUAUAAAGAUAACGUUAUUGACUAGUAUUACUAUGGUACUAUAUUAAAAAUGAAUAUAUUAUACACCGAGGUGGUCUUUAUUUACGGUGUUUGCUAUGAAGAACACUCCUCCGCGAGCAACUGAAUGUUUUCAGGAAAAAAAAUGUACGUGAAACUCAAAAUUCUUGACGUAUGUAUAUUACGCCUCCAUCGUGAAAAAAUGUUGACUUAAUUAGCAACACAAGUUACGAUACUUUUUAAUUAUAUUUUACAUGAAUACAGUAUUCUGGAGAAUGGUACGAAUUUUCAUGUUUUCCCUUCAGUUGCAACAAAUUAAAGAUUGAGAAUUUGACCUGUAUAAAUACGCAUUUUAUAUUUCUUUAAUUAUAAAACGUUUGAAAUACUUUUUACUACUGCUUGCAAGAUGAAUAGUUUCCCGAUUAAUUAAUAUUCAAGCUCAUUAAUAAUUUUUUUACCAGAAAUAGUCACCAGUGCGAGAAAUACAACUUGAGUUUUGGAAUAUUGAAAAUGCUAAUGGAAGGACGAAAUAAGAAUGGCGUAAAGUAAAAAGUGCAUAUUGAUGAAAGGAUUUUCGAGACACAGCUUGGAAACAGUGACAGUUUCAGAGACAUUCGCAACGAUUUUUGGGUCGUUUUGAUCUGAGGAGGAAUAAUAAUCGAAGAACAAUCUAAACGAAGACCACCCUGAUAUUAACACACUUGAAAAUCCACUGUCUAACACACAUACACACAUGAAAACAAACGAAUAUGGAUGUAAGUAUACGCACCGACGUAUGCGUGGGUAUAAAAUAAAAUGGUUAGGAUCUUUAUAAUUUUCAAUAAGAUAUAGUUAUUAUACAUUUUUCGUCUUAAGAGAAGAAAAAAAAAUGUGCUCAACGAAUUUCAAUAAAUAAGAUUUUUUGCUUAUGCCAAUAAAAAAUACUGUUACAGAGGA